GUGAUCUGAAAUGAAAUGUUGGUAAACGUUUUUAGCAAAAUUAUAACUGAGGUGUUAGAUUUAUUUUCUCCCACUUCUUGCACUUUUGUGUGCAGAAACUGUAACAGUUCUACAUUAUUAUUAUUAUUAUUUUCAUUAUUAUUCUUAUUACAUUUUUGUAUAAAUAAUUACAUACAUUAUGACGGUUUUUUAGUGCCACAUAAAAAGAAAUUAAAAAUUAAGAUUAAGAGAAUAAAGUGAAAAUGACAGCGGUAAAAUUGGUUUUAUAUAUAGACUAAUACAUUUUUACCACACAGCUAGCGUGAUUUAGAUGUCUAUCUAUCUAUCUAUCUAGAAUAAACUAGUCAGUGCUAAUCACCUGGCCAGUUUAAUUUCUAAUCUGAAGCUUGGUGGUGGUAGAAUCAUGAUGUUGGAUGAUUUCCAGCAUCAAGGACUGGGAGGUUCAUCAAGACAUGUUCAGAGACAUCCUUGAGGAAAACUUGUUCAAAAGUCUUCAGAAUUUUGUUUAUACCUUCUAAUAUGACCCAAAACACAUACAAGACAAUGAAUUGAGACGAGUCUGUGAACAAUCUUGAAUGGCCCAGAGCCUGGACAAGAAAUCCAAUUUAACAUAUCUAGUGAGAAUUGAACACAGAGGUACACUGACACUCCCAAAUCAACCUGACAGAGGCUCUGCAGAGAGGAAACGUCAAGCUUGUAGCAUCACAUAUAUGAAGACAUAAUGAAAGUAAAAUAGGGCUGUUCAGUCUUAUCCACAAAGGCCCGGUGUGGGUGCAGGUUUUCAUUCCAGUCAAGCAGGAGCCACACCUGAUUCCACCUGUUUAAUCAGUUGAUCUUAACUUUUAAUAGACUAUCAUGUGUGUCUUCUGGUUGUUUGGAAUGAAAACCUGCACCCACACCGACUGCUGGACCAACUUUCCGGAUAAGAUUGGACAACCCUGAAGUAAAGGGAAUGAAUAAUGUCAGUUUAAUAUUUCAGUGAUGAUAUAAAUCCACAUUCAAUACACAGUGAAGAAGAAAAUACAUUUCAAAUAAUCUGACUCUUAAAAUCACAGAGAAAUUCCUUUACAUCAAAAAAACUCUCUCACCUGUUGUGUGUCAACAUUUUUCCUUUAAAGCAUGAACUUCCUCUCACCUUAAAGCCACGCCUACGCCCUCUCUGUCACACUAUAACACACACACAACCAGAAAGUUCAUUUCAGAGAAAACAAAACUCAGUAAGAACUCAGAGUCUCUGUCUGUCAGCGUGUGAGUACAAGAAGAUGGAAAAGGCUGGCAUUUCAGUAGAUCAGGAUCAGUUCAUCUGUCCAGUGUGUCUGGAUCUGCUGAAGGAUCCAGUAACUACUCCCUGUGGUCACAAUUACUGUAAGGUGUGUAUUAAUGGCUGCUGGGAUCAGGAGUAUCUGAAGGGUGUCUACAGCUGCCCACAGUGUAGAGAGACUUUCACUCCAAGGCCUGUUCUACGCAGGAACAACAUGCUGGCUGAAAUGUUGGAGAAACUGAAGAAGACUGAACUCCAUGCUGCUUCUCCUGCUCACUGUUACGCUGGACCUGGAGAUGUGGAGUGUGAUUCCUGCACCGGGAGAAAACACAAAGCUGUCAAGUCCUGUCUGGUGUGUCUGGCCUCCUAUUGUGAAGAUCAUCUUAAACCUCACUUUCAGUCUCCUGCCUUUAAGAAGCACAAGUUAGUUGAACCCUGUGCAGAGCUCCAGGAGAAGAUCUGCUCUCAGCACGACAAACCGAUCGAGAUCUACUGUCGUACUGACCAAAGCUUCAUCUGUUACUUGUGUACGAUGGAUCAGCACCAAGGCCAUGAUACGGUUGCAGCUAAAGCAGAAAGAACUAAAAAACAGAAUGAGGUAAAGGAGGAGCAGAUGAAAUCCCAGCAGAGGAUCCAGGAGAAGCAGGAGAAGGUUCAGGAGCUGAAACAGACUGUGGGCACUAUUAAGAGGCGUUCACAGGCAGCAGUAGAUGAGAGUGAGAAGAUCUUUACUGAACUGAUCAGCUCCAUGGAGAAAAAGCGCUCGGAGGUGAAGGAGUUGAUCAGAGCUCAGGAGAAAGCUGACCUGAGUCGAGCUGAACGACUCCUGAAGCAACUGGAGCAGGAGAUUGCUGAUCUUAAGAGGAGAAUCACUGAGCUGGAGCAGCUUUCACACACACACGAUCACAUCCACUUCCUCCAGAGUUUCCCGUCUCUCUGUGUUUCUCCUGGAUCUGAGAACUCGCCCAGCUUCACUGUCAAUCAACAUCUCUCAUUUGAUGGAGUGAGGAAAUCUCUCUCAGAUCUGAAAAAACGAGUCGAGGAAAUCUGUGAGGAGGAAUUCAACAAAAUCCGUCCACAAGCUGCAGCAGUUCAGAUGAUUUUACUCUCAGAACCAGAGAGCAGAGAAGAUUUUCUGCAAUAUUUCUGUUAUCUGACUCUGGAUCCCAACACGGCACACCAUCAACUCAUUCUAUCUGAGAAGAACAGAGUGGUGAAGCGCAGCAGGACAGAUCAGCCAUACUCUGAUCAACCGGAGAGAUUUGACACCUGGUCUCAGGUGUUGUGUAAGGAGAGUGUGUGUGGACGCUGUUACUGGGAGGUGGAGUGGAGCAGUUUUGGUAGUGUGUACAUAUCAGUCUCAUAUAAAGAGAUCAGGAGGAAAGGAGAGGGUGAUGAGUGUUUGUUUGGAUACAACAGUCAGUCCUGGAGUCUGGAGUAUUCUUCUUCCUCUGUCUCUUUCCGCCACAACAACGCUGAGACAGAGCUCCGAGGUCCAGCGUCCUCCAGAAUAGGAGUGUAUGUGGAUCACAGUGCAGGAACUCUGUCCUUCUACAGCGUCUCUAACACGAUGAAGCUCCUCCACAGAGUCCACACCACAUUCACUCAGCCUCUAUACGCUGGGUUCUGGCUAGAUCAUGACUUGACUGUGAGAUUAUGUGAUUCGAAAUGAAAUGUUUGUGUUAGUAAAAUUAUAACUCUGUCAUCAGAUUUAAUUUCUGCCUGAGUUAGAAUGGCACUUUUGUGUGCAGAAAGGGUAAUAGUUACACAUAUUAUUAUUAUUAUUAUUAUUAUUAUUAUUAUUAUUAUUAUUAUUAUUAUGGGCCAAGCACUAAAGGUGCGUAGGCACAUAUUGUUUUCGUUAGUGUUCUUUAUUCUUCUUCUUCUGGUUGCCCAAAGAACAGCUUGCGGGAAAGUUAUGAAAUCUGGCACACAGAUAGAGGACUGUCUCACCAUUAACCAGAGCAAUUUUAGGGUCUCUCUCAAAUCCUCUAGCACCACCAACAGCUCAAAUGUGCACUCACAUUUAUGCUAAUAACUUUUCAACUGUAAGGGCUAGAAACAAAAUUCUAUUUCCUUCUGCUCAAGACGAUGCAAUUGUGCUGCAAGACGUCAUUUUCCGUCAUUUCGAAUUUUCGAAAAACCUACUUUUUCAAACUCCUCCUAGGUGGUUUGUCCAAUUCUACCAAAAUUGAAUCUGAUCAUCUUCAGACCAUGUUGGAAAAAAGUUAUCAAAAGCCUUUUGAUAGACCCAACUGUUCUCAUAUAGCGUAUCAACAAGUUCGACAAAGAGCACACCAAAAUGGACAUGAGAGUGUAUCUCCACAACAGUUUGGCAUAUUAAGACGAAACUUGGUAACUGUCAUCACAAGCAUGACCUGAGGGUACCUGCACAGUUUCGGUGCAGCGCCACCCAGUGGUCAUGAGAUAAGAAAAUUGCAAAUUUUGCUUCUGAACAGGUUGACCAGAAAUCACAAGACUUCUCAUUAGAUUCGGUACUGAACAGUUGAGUUGAACAGUACCGAAAAAUGUAGGCCAUUUUGAAUAUUGUAGUAAAAUGCUAUAUUUUACGAAUGCAUUUGCUUAUCGUUACGAAACUUGGUAUGUGUCAUCGGAACCAUGCCCUGAAGGUAUAUGUAUAUAAAGUAUAAUUAAAUUUUUUAAAAUGCUAAUA
Ictalurus punctatus (channel catfish) is the source of this 3935-nucleotide messenger RNA. RefSeq names its product tripartite motif-containing protein 16. The record is from RefSeq and is a predicted model, not a curated record. The coding region runs from base 1263 to 2933 and encodes 556 amino acids. The transcript has 6 exons. Gene Ontology annotation, molecular function: protein binding; zinc ion binding. Lineage: Eukaryota; Metazoa; Chordata; Actinopteri; Siluriformes; Ictaluridae.